GAUGAUGACGAUGACGAUGAUGAUCUAAAAUUUAUACAGAUAUUUUUAGUAAUAAAGUGUCAAUAUUCAAGGCCUUUUUUUCAUUUUACUAUACAACAUAUGAUCUGA
This is a messenger RNA of Aplysia californica (California sea hare), 108 nucleotides long. RefSeq lists its product as uncharacterized. Lineage: Eukaryota; Metazoa; Mollusca; Gastropoda; Aplysiida; Aplysiidae. The record is from RefSeq and is a predicted model, not a curated record.